UUCUCAUUCACUGCACAGUCGUACUACAAGAGAGUUGGUAGUUAUUUCUUACUUUGUUUUGGCGUGCGAGCAUGUCCUACGAGCAUGUCAAUGGGGGUGAUGAGGAGGACUUCGAAGACAAUUUAAAUGCUAGUAGCCGGCUUCUGGACUCUCGUUCGAGGAUUGCUGCAAUACACCCAGACCUGGCCAUUAGACCUUCUGUGUACUACGAAGAAGGCCCUUUCGACGCGCCUUCCUCUGACGAAAGCGAGGGUCUUGUUGAGAAGCAGGAUCAUGUCCUUUCGGACGACCCGAAUCUCUUCGGUGACGCAGAGCCGGGAAACGGCUUACUAGUAGGAGGGAACAAAAGGCCCGCUAGCCUUAAGUACCUUAUCAUCUCCCUGGCAUCGCUGGUUUUUCUUUCUGCCUCGAUUGGACUGUUUGCCGCGACAUCUCUCUACACCGGACAAACCUAUCGAUUACCAGGUGUCAGGAAAUUUUCCUUGGACCAUAUAUUUAAUGGAACAUUUUCUCCUUCACGGGAGGGUGUGAACUGGGUUCCAGAAGCUGGCGACGGAGUUUUCUCUAUCUUCCACAAUGGCCAGAUUCAGCUUGUUGACCUGAAAAGUAAUAAAACGACUGACCUUGUCUCCAUCACGGAUAUCAAGGACGAUGACGGGAACAUUAUUAUGUGGUCAGAAUGGAAGCUUUCGCCGGAUAUGACGUAUAUACUGGUGAAGGCCGACCAUCUUAAGCAAUGGCGUCAUUCGAGCUUUGGCAAUUACUACGUGCAUAACCUGAACACCAAAGUAACAUACCCAUUGGUGCCGCCCACUCAUCCCCCAGUAAUCUCUUAUGCUACUUGGUCACCGACUGGGCAAUCUAUCGCAUUCGUUGCUGCCAACGAUAUAUACAUACUCCCAUCUCCGUCUGCUUCUACCUCCCCCAUUCGGGUCACCAGCUCAGGAAAUGCAUCUCUAUUUAAUGGUGUACCUGAUUGGAUCUAUGAAGAAGAGGUUUUCUCAAGUGACUACGCGCUGUGGUGGUCUCCCGACUCGACCAAGAUUGCUUUUCUGCAUCUUGAUGAGACCGAAGUUGACGAAUUUCGGUUCCCGAUUUACAAUCCCACAGAUGAUUCUUAUACUGUUGUUCCAUAUACCCAAGAUGUUGUCAUCAAAUACCCCAAACCAGGCUACAACAACCCUCUUGCUUCCGUGCAUGUUUUUGACGUCGCGCAGUACGAAUCAUCCGAAACACUUUCUGACUCAACUGCCGAAAUCUAUACUUCUGAGCUUAAUUGGGAAGGUCGCUUCCCUGUGGCUAACAGUAUCAUCAUGGAUGUCACCUGGGUGGGCCAAUCGACUCUCGUCGUUAAAGAGGUUACUCGUGCUGCGGACAAUGGUAGCGUCGUGUACUUCGAUUUGACAGACAUGGGGAAUGCAGACAUCGUAAACGGAACGGUAGUCCGAAGGCUUGGUAGUGGCGGUGAGGAAGGUGACGAGGGCUGGAUUGAAACCGCCCAGAAUAUUCUCCCUGUUCCAGACAGCCUGCGCUUAGGAGAUUCAUCUGCCUAUCUAGAUAUAGUACCAAUCGACGGCUACAACCAUAUUGCUUUAUUCGAUCCCGCCGAGAGUAAUACUCCACGUUUCCUCACUUCCGGCCCAUGGGAAGUUACAGGGGGUAUCCAAGCGGUGGAUACGCAAAGAGGAUUGAUAUAUUUCCAAGCCGCGCGGUCAUCAACUCAACGCCACAUAUAUUCAGUCCCAAUUUCAGCAUCAGUUUCAGAAUCCGUGGAGCCCAUCUCGCUCACAGAUGAAUCAAUACCCUCUUCAUACAGUGCCAGCUUUUCACCUGAAGCCGGAUUUUAUCUUCUUGAUUAUAACGGACCAGCUGCACCAUGGCAGCGAAUCGUCGAUGUUGGCAACAGUGAUUUCGAUUAUGUUCUGACGGACAACUCUGCAUUAAAUACCACGCUGACUGAAUUUGAAUCUGCCGCCGUCACAUAUUCGACGAUAGACAGUGAUGGCUUUGAACUAAAUGUAAAGGAGAUGCGCCCUCCUCGCAUGGAUGACUCAGGGCGGACGAAGUACCCAGUAUUAUUCUUCGUGUACGGUGGUCCAGAGAGUCAGCAAGUCGAUGUCAAGUAUAAACGAGACUGGCAUGACUAUCUCGCUUGCACACUCCAGUAUGUUGUCGUCGUCGUGGACGGUCGGGGGACCGGAUUCAAGGGGCGGCACCUGCGCAAUCCAGUAAGGAAUAAUCUUGGCUUCUGGGAGACCCAGGACCAAAUCAAUGCUGCACGCAUCUGGGCUGGGAAAGACUAUGUCGACUCGAAACGUAUUGGAAUUUGGGGAUGGUCUUAUGGCGGGUUCAUGGCCUCCAAGGUCGCCGAAGCAAAUGCCGGUAUCCACACUUUGGCCAUGGCUGUGGCCCCUGUGACCAGUUGGAGACUAUAUGAUUCCAUCUAUACAGAACGGUACAUGGACUUGCCUGACAAUAAUCCUGGAGGUUACGUCAACGCCUCCAUUUCAGAUGUAGAGGGCUUCAAGAGCAUAGAUUAUCUCCUUAUUCACGGCAGUGGAGAUGAUAAUGUCCACUUUGCGAACACAGCUCACUUGUUGGAUAUGUUCACAGAAGCUCAAGUCAGAAACUUCCGUUUCAGGAUGUUCACAGACAGCGAUCACUCGAUCACUCGCAGAGGCGCGAAUAGAGAGGUUUACGAAUACAUGGCUUUGUUCCUCAUUGAAAAGUGGGGGAAAGGUGGCCGGCAACGCGGUUGGUGAGGUUAACGUAUGUGCAAUGCACAUAGAUCUUCGGUUUUCGUAAAUUUCUACAUCAGAAGCGGAGAAUGCGGUUUGUGAGUGAGCUGUUUUGGGCGGAAUCCAAAAGGGGCUAGGAAGAGUUCGAGGGAUGGGGUAUCUCAGAAUUCCGCCCCGCUCGUCCCAUGCGCGUCAACAUGCAGCAAUAUAAUAUAAAUACAAGUACCAAUUGUUUGACAACGACCAGCGCUGAUGCUGUGUUAUUAUACUGUGACCGCAGAACUAUCACAUCGGGGGUUUCAACAUUUCACCUGGUGCAAAAUUUCAAUCAAAA
This is a messenger RNA of Suillus bovinus, 3072 nucleotides long. RefSeq names its product dipeptidyl aminopeptidase. The record is from RefSeq and is a predicted model, not a curated record. NCBI's taxonomy places the organism in Eukaryota, Fungi, Basidiomycota, Agaricomycetes, Boletales, Suillaceae. The transcript has 15 exons. Gene Ontology annotation, biological process: proteolysis. The coding region runs from base 72 to 2762 and encodes 896 amino acids. Gene Ontology annotation, molecular function: serine-type endopeptidase activity; dipeptidyl-peptidase activity.